Enterobius vermicularis (human pinworm) is the source of this 6570-nucleotide messenger RNA. NCBI's taxonomy places the organism in Eukaryota, Metazoa, Nematoda, Chromadorea, Rhabditida, Oxyuridae. The record is from the annotation of a GenBank genome assembly.
AUGUGUUCUGCUGCAACAUCACAUAUGGAAGAUCAAGCAAUAACUCUCAAAGAAUGGUUUUCGUAUUUGUGUGGAACGAGUCUGAAGAAACGUGAUUCUUCGGGUUUGUUAGAUAAUGUCUUGCGGAUGCUUGACAACAGCAGUUUUCUUCGUUAUUUGUUUUCGGAAUCAUCGAAUUAUGGAAGCAAAAUUUUAGUACGACAUGCAGCUGUUGUGGCUACAAAGGAGCUAGUUGAGAAUCGUGCUGUGAAAAGCAUUAGGUCGUUUAAACGUAAGGCUUUUGAUGCGCUGAAGAUAAUCCUCUCAUUCCACUUUGACCAUCGUCCUAAGCGAAGAGGUUUGCAGAAGAAUGGUGUUGUUUUAUCGGAUUUUUUGGAUUCUCUUAUUCAAAUGCUUUGUUAUCCAAAGGAAUUACGAGGUUCUCGGGAGCUUACCCCAGUUUGUUUUGAUAUUGUUGCUGAAACUGUUGAACUGUUAUAUCGCGCUUUUCAGUCUUUCCACAUAUUCGAGGCUCACUCCAGUCAAAUUCGAAGAUUGUGGAAUGAAGUUACUUCUCUUUUCGAUGAUCUUUUGACAAAUCAUGAACAGCCGGCAAUUCGUCGCAUGUGUACAAAUGUGAUGUUGAUGAUGAUCCGAAAAGCUCAUUAUACUUUCUUCCUUUUCAACUCUAGUGACCUGUUCAACAAAAUCGUUUCAUUGUUUCGGAAGUUUUUGAGUGGCCGUUAUGAUCGAGAAGAAACUUCGACGAAUUUUUUCAUUAUAUUCACUCUGUUGCUUAAGAAUUUCGUUUUCGAGCGGCGAUUAGAUAUUGUGAAUAAAGCGCUAUUCGAGUUUAUUGAUAAUUUUCUCGCCUUAUGUUGCCCUGAUUGCUGUACAACUUAUGCUUUAAACAACGGGUUCAUAAAAUCAGUUGCUGAUUUAGUAGUUGAAGCGGCUGUGGAGUUCUGUUUGGAGCAUUGUGCGCCUGAGAAAUCAGCUUAUCGAAAGAGUACGGUAUUAAUUGCGGAAGAGGCUCUUAGUCUGGUUUCACGUUGUUUUUGUCUUAAUCACGUCUUACAAGAAGAGAAAUCUGUCAAGCGUCCUCGACGAUGUCCUCCCCUUCUACUUAUGCUUGAGUAUUCAAAUGUUUCAGCGGAAGAUCUUUUUCCAUGGUACCUGAGAUGCUGCAAUGCUUUCUUUGAUAAAGAGAUUAUUUUGAUGUUGGAUCAAGAAUCGUGUUCUACGCUGUGGAAAUUCGUUCUAGCUUGUUUGCAUCCUCCUAGCACUACGGAAUCUGCAGCUUAUUUGCUUGCUCGAAUUAUUUCACCUUGUAGUAAAGCUUUAAAUCUAGACGAUACAUUUGUAGUGGAGUUAGUGACUAGCAAUAUCUCAAGGCUAAGUGUUAUUCCAAAAUCAGUUAUGAGCCUUAUUGCAACUAUGCUGAGCCAAUUUGAAUUUGAUGAACGCAUGAAAUUCAGCAUUUCGGAGCUAAUCUGUUGUUCGGAGUGGCGUUAUCGAUGCGAGAUAAUAGAGUUUAUCUUUGGUAACAUCCCUAUAACAGAAAUUCCGCCAGAAGCAGUGAUAGAAAUAUGUCGUUAUAUACCCUCUUAUAGUUUACCAGAAGCUAACAUCAGAGAUGUGUGUGAUAUGGAAAAAAACUUUAUGAAGUUAUUCGGGAUUGCGUGGAAAAAUCCCUAUCCUGAUUCCACUGAAGCUAAUGGUUUUUUUGUUGCUGAGGUGCAAAAUUUCCUUGCCGAACAGCUGGGCAUUUUGUGGAAAAAUGCUGGUGGUAUUGCUGACGUCGAAAAGAGAAAUAUGGAAUUGGACCAGCUUGUUGCUGAAACGAGUAAAGUUCUUUCGAAUUUGAUCUCAAGUCAGUCGUUAUCAACUGACGCUUUAUCAGCUUUGGAUAUUCAUGAGGCAUGGAAGUACGUUAGUGAUGAAGUUCGUGACGCAGUUUGUAGUGCAGUCACAAACUACAGCCAACUGUGCGGCUACGCAACCUGCCUGAGCGUCUAUCUGCUGUUUCAGAUGGACGUGUUUUAUGAAAAAUGCUUGUUUGAAUCUAAUUAUAUCACGUACGCUCUGCAGAUGUGUCGCAGCAGUAGCACUGUAUACGACGCGAUUUAUCUUUUCGAACAUUUUGCUCCUUCUCUAAACGAUGAGCAAAGGGAGGAGUUUUUGAAGUUACUCGAGUAUUUAUUUUCUGUUAUUGAGGAUGAAGACUUAGUAAAAUACAAGGAACUUCUUUGCGAGGGAUCUCAGCAGCUUGUAGUAUUGCGUGCAACAAAUAAAUGGCUAACUGAAAAGGACCUCGUAAAGCUUUUGACUUCAGAAAGUCUUGAUGAGGAAAUACGUGCGCAUCUUGCUUCAUAUAUACUUGCGACUCCGUUAUUAUACUCUAUUCAUUUGCCUGUAAUGGAAUAUCUAAUCAACGCUGGAUCACUGUAUCUUCACGAGAUAAUAAAAUCGAUGUUCCCCGAUCUUGAUAAGGUAGUCAAGCUUUUUACUGUUCCACUUGCUUAUUAUUAUAUACGAAGAAAUUCGCCAGUGUCUCCUAAUUUUCUUCCUCAAAGUCUGUUCAGUCGACUUCUUCAAGAAGUUGAAUCUCAGCGAACUGGUACGCAAACGCUUGCAUCUGUAUUAGAUGGCAAUUAUGAAGAUCUGUCACUGAAUCACAUAAAACACUUAUUCUUAGAGGAGAAGAAAGGAAAUGAACAUUUAAUGGAUUUAUUACCAGCUUGGUUAGAAGUUUUCAAUUUACUCUUAUCAUUUGAUGAGGAGACGACUAAGAUAGAGGCAGCCAUCAUUUUUGAAGUAUUUUCGACUGCUAAUGGCUUUAUUGAGUAUGCCAAAUCUUCUCCGGUAGUAUCGGAAAUCUUAGACAGGCCUCGUGCAGUAGACUUUGGAGAGGCUUUGAAGAAUCCUGUCAUAUCAACAACUGUUCUUUCUCAAAAUUUUUGGUCAGCGUUGUAUAUGAGUUUACUGUCGAGAGAAAAAGAACCUUUAAGUGAGAGUGAAAUACAGAGACUGAUGUAUAUCUGGAUGCGAUAUAUUCCUCUUCGUGGAUCAAUAAUAAGAGUGAUUGCUUUUUCUGGCUGUGUACAACGAAGGGCUGUUUUUGCAUAUUCAGAUGUCUCUAUUGCUUUGGAUGUCUUCAUAACGUCAUCUCUUUUGGAGAUUUUCUUAGACCCAUUUAAGAGUUAUCCAGCUUACGUUUAUGCCAGUAUCUGUGAGAUUUUAGCUGUCGAAGAAUUGAGCGAACAGUUGGGAGUUACACAUUUUUGUACGAAGCCGGAAGGCUUUCUGGAAGUAUUUGCUGCUUCAUUACUUCCUUAUCUCGUGGAGUUGGCUUACAAGGCUGAUUCUUCUGAGCUGGGAGCUUUUUGCAAUGCUGUCAAUCAUUUAUUGGAAACCCAAGAUUCUUCACUUUUCCGUCAAGAGUGUUCGCUGGUUACAACUAUAGUUGCAUGUGUAAGACGGCUUCAGGUUAAUUUUGCCUCAUUAGAUGUCAAAAAGAAAUUUCCUCUGGAUUUGGUGGGGUUAUCUAUGUCAUGUCUGAAAGCGGGUCUCUCUGACGAUGCCUUUUUUUUCAUCCGAUGCCAUGUCGACUUGGAGUGUGACAGUGUGCGUCCUGUUGCGCAUUUGUUUAGCAGGGGCCUUGGACUUUUCCAGCUAAUGACAAACGUACCGAAGGAACUUGAAGGCCAUUUCCAGAAAACAUUGGUUGCAUUAAGAGAUGCCGAUACUUUAAAAGCGCUUUCGCUGGCUUCAGUGGAAUCUUUAGAUGUGCGGUUGCUACUAUUUUUAGAUUCAAGAGUGAUUCUGGCUGAGAAAUCGUGCAACUGGCAACACUUGGCAUUUCUUACUAGCUCAAAAAACGAUUCUCGUUUACAUUCACAGGCUCUUUUUUACUGCGGUUCACAGUUACCAUCUUUGGAGACUGAUGUACAGUAUCGUGCAGCUGCUGAACUUGCUCAGUGGCACUCUCUGAGUUUCCCGAAAAGGAAAGAAAAGUUGAAUGAGGGGCAGCGCCUGUAUUUCUUGAUGUUUUCUCGUCUCCGGCGUCAGUUAGAGAUGAGUCGGAUAGCAGCUUCCAAAUUUGUAUCUUACGAAGCGUCAGAAUUGGUUAAUAUGGUAAUUUUAAAAAAGAAUUCAGUGGAGAAGAUGAAGGAAGCAUGCGAGUUCGAAUGGCUUACAAAAAAUGAUUUUUUACCUUCAGAAACACGACUGCGUUAUGGUUGGUUUAUUUCUAAUAUGCGGAAUAGUUGUGCUGAUUUAGUGGAAUCUGCUGUACCACUGAUCAUUUCUCACGCUCGGGCACUGAUUGCAAAGAAGGCGUAUCAGGUAAGAUCAAAUGUAUUGCGUAAGCGGUUCUUUUAUAGCUGCUUUAUUCGAUCCGUUAUUUGCUUUCAGCCAGCUCUACGAUUAGUAGAGGAUUUUCGUGAACGGUUUGGGGCAAAGUUAUUGAACAACUAUGAGUGCGAUCUUGAGCGAGCUCGGAUCCUUGAGGCAUGUCAUGAAAGCGAAGCUGCAAGGAGUGUAUUAACUCGCAUUUUGGACGACCAGUUGUUACUUGGUAGCGAUAAACGAAACAUCAACCUAUACUUAGACGUCUAUUCUAUGCUUGCUGACUUUGAGAUGGGAGCUUGUCGUCCUGAUUUAGCUGUGAAGCAUCUCCAGGAGGUUGACUUUUUGAAAUUGAGCAGCUCUUAUUUGAGGAAAUCUGCGGUUGACUUUACACGUUCUAAUGCAGGUACUGCGCAGAAUGCAUUGCUCGGAAGUGUUUAUCGGAAAUUAGCAUUGUAUGCUGAAAAACAGUACUUAAUACUUGAGGAGUAUAAGUCUACAAAUGCAUACAAAACAAAAGUUAAUGCUAUCAAAGAAUGGCAGUUAGAACUGGAGAGAAUCGAAGAAAAAAGGUUUUUGCAAAAUUCGAGUCCUAUUCCUAGGAGUAAAUCGCUAGAGGAAAAACGCAUAAAAUUGGAAAAACUUUCAGAAGAAAAAGAUUUGAAACAGUUUAACCUUGAUUAUUUGCGCCAGGUUUCUCUUGCUCUAAAGUCAUAUUUGGCUUGUCUCGAAAUCGGUGUUUUCUUUGAUGAUGUGCCAUACAGAAUCCUUCCGAUACUUGUAAACCUAAAGCACGACACGUCUGUAAUUCGAAUAUUCAAAGAAAAUCUUUGCCGUAUAGAUCCUCGCCAUUGGGUGCCGCUAACAAAUCAUCUUUGUUCUCAUCUCUUCGACGAUUCUCCUUUGGCAGCUGCUGUAUACGACAUCCUAGUGGUUACGCUCUCCGAAUACCCUUUUCAUACUCUGAAUAGUCUCUUGUUCUACGUAUCAGAAGGUCCAACUGCAAAGCCAGAUGCGCUAGCCCGAAAGAAUAAAGUGGAGUGUUUGGUCAAGGAUGUUUGCAGUAAAAAAGAAGGUCUUUCCAGCCUAAUUAUGCUAUAUAAGCAAGCCUUUAGCAUUUAUUGUGAAUUUGUGGCAGCAGAACCUGUACGCACAUCUGCAAAAAGAAGAAGAUAUCAAAUGAAUGGCGAUUCUGUUUUAAUGAAAGAGCUAAAGUUGCUGCAAAAAGUACCAAUUCCAGCCAUUUCACAGCCGCUUACUCAGUGUUUUGAAGAAAUGGUUACUUUCAAUGAUAUUGAACAAGAAAUUGUGAUAGCAGACGGUCUCUCAAAACCAUACGUUUUAACAGUUGUUGGCAGUGAUGGAGUUAAGCGUAAACUUAUUUUUAAGAAGGAGGAUUUGAGGGACGAUUGUCUGGUUGAGCAGUUGUUUUCGGUAGUCAAUAUUCUUCUAAAAGAAAAAAGCAAAGAAGUAUUUCUUCGUACCUAUCAUGUGCUUCCGCUGAACCAAUCAGCUGGUAUCAUAGAGUGGUGUUUGGGAACUAUGAGUCUGUGUGAAUAUCUCUGUGGGUUGAACAGAAGGAGCGGUGCACAUUUGAAGUAUUAUCCAGACGACCUUACAGCAGUUGUUGCGCGAAAUGAACUGUCUAAAGCGCGUGAAAACAAUGGUGACCUUCGACAGGAGUUUGAGGCCAUUUGUCGACAAAUCCAUCCUGUUUUUCGCCAUUUCUUUUACGAACGGUUUUUUGACCCUUUGGAGUGGCACAACAGAAUAAGAAAUUAUUCUAUUUCGUUGGCACAGUGGUCUAUCGUGGGUUACGUGGUUGGGCUUGGAGACAGACAUCUUAACAACAUAUUAAUUGAUCUUACAACAGCUCAGUUGGUGCAUAUUGAUCUCGGGAUGGUUUUUGAAUACGGCAAACGGAAUCUACCAAUUCCUGAACGCGUCCCAUUCCGUCUCACUCGAGAUACUGUCGAUCCUUUCCUUGCUGAAGGAGUAAAUGGACACUUCAAAGCUAGUGCAGUGGAUGUUAUGGAACAGCUCCGCAAUAAUUCGCAGGCUUUAAUCGGAGUGGCAUUGGUGUUGCUGAACGACCCUAUAUGCACCUUUUUUGAUAGUCAAAAGGGCAGUAAGUUCUCAUCUCUCGCUAUUUGCCGUCUGCGUGAUAAACUUGCUGGUAUUGAAAACCGAGUGUUCAUGACUGCUGAGCAACAGGUAAAACAGAUUUCUGAAGCUGAUUGA